GGUUCAUUCAGUAUGGCCGCCUUCCAUUCAUAAAAAGGCGAGGCGCGGGCGGCAUGUUGCGCGGCGAAGGGAGGGCGGCCUCUCCCGCCGACCCGCACCCGCGGCCGACGCCAGUGCGGAAUGUGCCAUCGAACGGAACGGUCGUUUCGUCGGAGCGUAGCCCUAGCGCUCCCGGUUUUCCAUUAAAAUGUGUAUAAGAAUAAGUGCAGUGAAUCCGCACGAGUUCGGAACGGUUACAAAAAACGCCGUCGUCGAGAUUAGGAGUAGAAAUCAACGAAGAACUUCAGCGAGGAAGUGAGUAGCGGCCAUAUUGCAGUGAUAACCGCGCGGCGGGCGGACGAGAAUCGAGGCCGGUGCGUGGGCCGCCCCCCGCCCGCGCCAGGUGCCGCUCCGGACCGCGCCGGUCUCAUGAACCUUCCCGUGGAUUUGCGCGGCCGAAAUUCGGUGGUUCUGCCGUAUUUUUGUGUGUCAGUGAAUCUUUCGGCGCGGUUUCGGUGCGGUACGACCACUUGGUCGCCAGGCGACAAGUAGCCUCAGUGUUGUGUGUUGGGCGCUUGGCCCAAGUGCCCUUGUGUGUGGAGCGAUGUGUGUAGGAGAAGUGUGACCGUGGAAUGUCUGCUUCGUGGGGACGAUGAGGGAACAGGAAGGCGACGGCCCGGAGAGCCGUUAGCCGUACUCGAUGGAUGAGUAUGGCGGGCCGGCGGCGCCGCCCCGGCCGCCAAAGCCGGCGGCGCGCGUCCACAGGCCGACGGGCGCGCGCCAGCCCACCGUGUCGUUGCUGCGGCCACGACCUGAGGCCGAGCGCGAGCGAAACGCCUACGUGGAGGCUCCACGGCGAGCUCACGCCGUGCCCGUGCCUCCCCAUACGGCCGCGCAUCAACCUCUCAAGCCGGUGACGACGCAGCCGGCCGCCGCGGCCGACAAGCGGCGCGCCGGCGCCCUCCCGGCCGAUUCGAUAGUGUGCGACACGUGCGGCCGCUGCCGCUGCGAGCAGUGCGCGCGCCCGCGCCCGCUGCCGUCCCGCUGGCUGUGCGGCUCGUGCCUGUGCAGCGCCGAGGCGUGCGUCGACUACGCGUCGUGCAUGUGUUGCGUGAAAGCGCUGUUCUACCACUGCGGGAGCGGCGAGGAGGAGGCGGGCGAGCCGUGCGCGUGCGGGCCGCGGCUGGCGUGCGUGGGCGCGCUGGCGCUGCCGCUGCCGUGCCUGUGGCUGUACUGGCCGCUGCGCGGGUGCGCGGCGGCGGGCGCGGCGCUGUACGCGCGCUGCCGCCGCUCCGGCUGCCGCUGCCCCGAGCCCCCUCCGCGGCUCUCCAGUAUUAUCUAGUCCCGCCGCGCGCCGCCCGCGCCCUCCGAAGCGCCGAGUCGAGCGGCGCGACCGCGUUGUACAAAUAUUUAUUUGCGAGCGGAGAGCUUCGGACCGCGCGGGGGUGGACUCAGUGAUCGCUGUGCCUGGUGCGAGUGGUGUGUGGUGGCGCGGGGCCGGCGUCGGACGAGUGCCCCGCGCUCACUGAGUGAAUCGUCUACGAGUACCUUGUAAAUAUAGUCGUAUAGUGUGAAUGUACGUGAACGUGUCGCCCGAACGUCGAAAGUCUCAAAUUUUCUUGAGACCGUAACGUGUCAUAAGAAAACGUUAACGUUAGUAUUUUGGAUUCCACAAAAAUCCAGAGAAGAUUAAGAAAUGAGAUAUAAAACAUACUUAUUAAGAUGUAGAUAAUUUACCAUUUAUUUAUUAACUGAAUUUGUAUUUAUUUGUAAAUAAAACGACAACAUUAUAUUAUAAAUACGAAUGUUUACUACA
Molecule: messenger RNA, 1795 nt
Organism: Spodoptera frugiperda (fall armyworm)
Lineage: Eukaryota; Metazoa; Arthropoda; Insecta; Lepidoptera; Noctuidae
Gene: sty
Product: protein sprouty
Exons: 2
Coding region: 680-1321 (213 amino acids)
Biological process (GO): negative regulation of Ras protein signal transduction; negative regulation of fibroblast growth factor receptor signaling pathway; animal organ development
Cellular component (GO): cytosol; membrane
Source: RefSeq, a predicted model, not a curated record